UAUUAUAAAUAAAAGAAAUAUUUAUUAGAACUGAAUAACAAUAUUCCUGAUGAAGACGAGUCAUAUGGAAGUGAUUAUGACGUGAUAUAAGUGAAUUCAAUGAUAUUGACAUAAGUCAUUCAAGUCAAAUCGACAAAGAUUUUAUGGAUGAAGUUUUAAGUGAAUCAAUAUAUCAUGAAACCCCUUCAAUGAUAUCUGAUGAAAACACCUUCAAAAAAAAAGUCAUCUCUAAUUAAUGAUGAAGUUUUUACGUGUCAAACGUUAUGUGAUACUAGUGAUAAUGAGAAUUCUAUAAAUAAUUGUGAUGUGUCAUCACAAGUCAUCGAUGCUACAGAUAAAGCUGAUGAUAGAGCUCAUUCUCUACAAGAAAAGACAUUUCCAUUAAGUGAUGAAUUGCCUUCACCUGAACAAAUGAGAAAUGCUAGUAGCAUGAGAGAUUGUGAUUCUAGUUAUGAUGUGUCGUUGCCAAUGAUCGAUACUGAAGAUGAAGAUUACGUGCCAACGAGUGAGGUCAGUCAACAGAAUAAACAGGAUGUAAUAAUUGAGCCAAAUAAUGAGUCAGUUGUUAUUCCUGAUCCAUCUAUUUCUUCUGGUGCAAGAAAUCCAGAAGAAAUGUAUGUAGUACCAUUAGGUGACAAAAAGAGACGAGACUUCUGUUACUAUUGCCAUACUUUCCUAUCUGUAAUUAGUCGACAUGUAGAAUUGAAGCAUAAAGACCAACCAGAGGUAAAAGCAUUUGCAAUGAUGCCUAAAGGUAAAAUUGCGUAAAUUCGCAUAGCAUGUGAAUAGAUCAACACAUAGAGACCAGAAUAUUGAUCAUUAGUCUUUGUAGA
Molecule: messenger RNA, 833 nt
Organism: Chelonus insularis
Lineage: Eukaryota; Metazoa; Arthropoda; Insecta; Hymenoptera; Braconidae
Exons: 3
Coding region: 199-768 (189 amino acids)
Source: RefSeq, a predicted model, not a curated record